Molecule: messenger RNA, 3034 nt
Organism: Chelmon rostratus (copperband butterflyfish)
Lineage: Eukaryota; Metazoa; Chordata; Actinopteri; Chaetodontiformes; Chaetodontidae
Gene: abraa
Product: actin binding Rho activating protein a
Exons: 2
Coding region: 429-1523 (364 amino acids)
Biological process (GO): positive regulation of transcription by RNA polymerase II; positive regulation of Rho protein signal transduction
Cellular component (GO): sarcomere
Molecular function (GO): actin binding
Source: RefSeq, a predicted model, not a curated record
CCUCGCACUCUUCACACCAGCAGCUCACCCACUGACCGACUGAUGGUCUGGAAGGCUCCGGAUGUUUCUGUGAAGAUCCAUCCCGGGCAUAAAGGCGGAGGUUAACGGACUUCUGUCCACAAGCAUCUGGAAAGCUUCACUUUGCGAGUUUUCAAGGUUGGAGUUGGACUCUGACGACACAACCACAACGUUUGAGAGAUCCAAAGACGUUUUAAGUCUUUGAGGAAUUCACUUUCUUCAAGCACUGAGCUUACUUCUCAUUUUGGAAAUAGUUUGAAAGCAGCGCAACCCAAAGAGGCACGCUUAGAGAGGAAUUGCCACAACCCAUCCUGCAAGAUAUUAUUGGAGUUUUCCAACAGCAGAGUGGAUUUCUAAAGCAGAGAGAAACAUCAAUUCCUGACAAACGUCCCUUCUGGUAUCUUGUCACCAUGAGUAGCGGGGGGACCACCACAGUUGCAUCACAGGAGCCGCAGGCUUUCAAACGGGCCGUACGGAAGAUAAAAUGCGCCGCUAUGGUGGCCAACUUGGCCAAGAGUUGGCAGGGCUGGGCCAAUGAACACACCAACAAGCAGGACUGCAUCCCGAGUGGCUGGAUGCCUUCCUCGAUUGAAGAGGGAGACAAAAAAGAGCAGCAACAUGUGGUCAAACUUACCGUCACCCCGCGAGUAAUCGCAGCCGAUGCCGGCGACAACAGCGGCAGCAAGAUCCGGGCCUGUUCCGUGACCAAGACCGUGCAGCCAAAACGCAGCGAGUGCAGCAGCAUCGAUUUGGUCAACGCCAUCCGCGGCAAGAUGGAGUCCGGCCCCGAGGAGAGCAAGCCUUUCCUGGGCAACGAGUCGCCGACGCGGCGUCGGCAGAUGAGGGCGCUGCAGAGCGCAGGGGGAGGAGGAGGAGGAGGAGGGGGAGUCAUCCAAGACAGGAAGCUGAUGCUCCAGGAGAAGAAGCCGGGGUCAAGGAGCAGCAGCGUUGACACUGAGGACAGCGGGCUGGGAGAGGACGCCGGGCUCAGCGACAACAGCGAGCCGAAAACCGAGCAGGACGACAUCCAGCCCAAGAAACACACCAACAGGCCCAAGAUUAAGAUUGCCACGUCGGGCGACAUCAAAAACCGCUGGCAGCAGUGGUCCAUGCAGCACAUAGAGGGCCAGAAGCUCAACCCCUUCAGCGAGGAGUUCGACUAUGACUACGCGAUGGCCCAGCGCCUCCGCAAGGGCGACUCCGGCUACGGUCGACCCAAAGAGGGCUCCAAGACGGCACAGAGGGGCGACAGGGCCCAGAAACACAUCCACAGGGAGAUGGAGGAGAUGGUGUGGAUCAUCAGAGACAUGGGGAUGAAGGAUAAAGAGGGGAGGACCGUCAUCAGCUUCGGCCGACUCUUUGACCGCUACGUGAAGAUAUCAGAUAAGGUGGUGGGCAUCCUGCUGCGCUGCCGCAAGCACAAGAUGCUGGACUUCGAAGGCGAGAUGCUGUGGAAAGGACAGGACGAUCACGUCGUCAUUACACUGAGGGACCGAGCAGAGUGACGGCGUCUUACGAACAUUCAGCGGCGUCAUCCGUGCUAGUCCACAAACACGCAGCUUCAGGGAUACACACAGGAAAUGUUUUCCAAGAAUGCGAACAAAAUCUCCCAAAACUGGUCACAUUUAAAGUCUAAUAUGUAUAAAUUAUGAAAAGACAUGUGGGUGUACAUGUGGAGGCUACACACACACACACACACACAGCAGACUCAUUACUUCUUCUCAUAUACCUGACAGGUCAUCCGGUGAAGGGAAGCUAUCUUUAGCAUGCUAACCAUGCUCGCCUUGCUAACUAUGCUAAAUACUGGAAGGCUUGAGAGUCCACCACAAUGCCAGCCGUGCUAGAAAGCUUUGCUCACACAGAAUUAGGAUUCACAGAAAGGCUUGACAGAGUCUCAGGCUGAGAUGAUUUUGUUGAACACAUGAGUGUGGCACGACGUCACAGGACAAAAACACAAGAACAGCACACCAGCGUGACCAGCUUUUUUUAUUUCCUCUUGACCGAUCUCUGUUCGUCUUCAUGUAAAUUUGAUAUAAAUAAAAUAAAUGAUGAGUGGAGGCUCAGUUACCAUUCGAUCUGUGACAUUAAUGCUAUUUUAUGUGCUUUUUGUAUGCGAUUUAAAUGUACGUUUGCCCAAAAAUAAAAGUAAAAUUCACCUUUUCCUCAAAUAUUGUUCAAUAGGAAAGUGCAUGUGUAUGUGGAGGUGACAACACAACUCAAGCAGACUGAGCAGGUUUAUGCUGCUCGCUUUGGACUCACACAGACGUUUGUUUCCUCCGAAACCAAAAGUCCGAACCAUGAACUGUGUCUGGACCACAUGAAUUAUCUGUGAAGUGAUGCCUUUUUGCUCUUUUUAAGAUUUGAAAUGUUAAUAUUUUGCAGUGGUGUAAAAGUAACAUUUACUCAAGUACUGUACUCAUAUAUGAUUUAGGCAUUGAGUAUUUAUUUAUGCUGCUUUAGACUUUGACGCCAGUACAUUUCAAAGGGAAAUAUUAUACUUAACUACAUUUAUCUGACAGGUAGUUAUGAGUACUUUGAUUUUAAAUGCAUCGCCACACAGGUGUUGGCAGUUAUGUGGCUGUUUCAGGUUGGAGCUGUGCGCAGCUUUGCUGGGAUUCACAUGAGCUCCACUAACCCGGAUCAAGCUGCAACUCAUCCCACAACAAAACUAAACUGAACUGAAAUGGGCCUUUCUGCAUAAUGAGCGCUUCUACUUUUCAUCAUUUAUGUACACUUUGUUGGUUACACUUAAGUACUUUAACUCAAUUUUGAAUGCAGGUCUUUUAUUUUGUAGUAUUGCUAUUUGAAUCAGAGUACUUCCUCUGCUUAGAGAAGUCGAAUUUUGUUUAAAAUGUGUUGCAGAAAUGUGCAGGGUGGUACAUCACACACAGAUUGAGAUUAUUGUAAAUACACGUGUCAUUAAAAACCCAGUUAGCAUUGAGUCUGUGACAUUUAGGCAUUUUUGCUGUGGUCAGAGUGUUAACAUAGGCUACAUGGAAAUCAAUAAAAGCUGAAA